AUGCCUAAAACAAAUAAGGAUAUAGAGCAGCAGAUCCAGCUGGCCAUGGACUCUCUCUCAGACCAAUCCAAGCCUAAUAUUCGGAAGACUGCACGAGAAUUCGCGGUUCCCGAAGGCCGCCUUCGUCGGCGCUGGAGAGGUGGAAAAUCGCUUUUUGAACGACAACCCAAUGGUCGGAAGCUCAAUUCUGCACAGGAGAAGGCUUUAUGUGCAAUCAUUGCUUCCUUUCAUGCGGUCGGAUCAUCAAUAACUCGUCGACAAAUAACUGACGCUGCCGAUUCAAUUCUGAAGGAUGGCCACAACGACCCUACCACAGAACCCCCAAGAAUCGGCGACCACUGGCUAAAACGUUUCCUGAAACGUAAUCCUAAUCUGUUUCCUACUGAAUUAGAGUCAUCCAAUCCACAUGGUGAUAAUCUAUCCCGACCGGAUACCCCGUCAGUCAGCUCUCAAGAAACCGAGUUUAGCACUCCAAAAACCGCCGAGGAAAUUCGAAGAAUAAGCGAUCGUCUCAAUCGAACCGACCCAAAUACUCAGCGCUUCAAAGACGGGCUAGCAAAGCUUGCAAAGGGUGCCGAGGCCCAGGCUACUUUGGCUCUUCAGCUACAGCGGGAACUCGAUCGUACACAUGCUAUUAUGGGGGCACGCAACGCCCGGUAUGAUGCUCCUCGGCGGCAUAUCCCAAUUGCUGGUAUCAUCAAUUCGUCCUAG
This is a messenger RNA of Penicillium roqueforti, 711 nucleotides long. RefSeq names its product DNA-binding domain-containing protein. NCBI's taxonomy places the organism in Eukaryota, Fungi, Ascomycota, Eurotiomycetes, Eurotiales, Aspergillaceae. The transcript has a single exon. The coding region runs from base 1 to 711 and encodes 236 amino acids. The record is from RefSeq and is a predicted model, not a curated record.